UUCAAGGUUCUGGUUGUAUAUAUAUAUAAUCUGGAGGUUUAAAUAGAUAUUCAGUGUUUGUUUAACCCUUGCACUGCACACUCUAAACUUAACAAUGUUUAAGUUAUCGGUAUCGUUUGCUCUUUUUGGUCUAAUUACCGCAACACAAGGACCCUGCGAUGAAUGCAACCAAGUUUCAGCUGCUCUGAGAGACCGGAUUGUUCAAGACGGAAGCAUUAAAAUGCAGAUCGGUCUGCUAUCAUCCCGUGUUUGCCCGAGUCUAGAUGAUCCAGAUUUCUGCCAAGAAAUGUUGAAUGAACACUGGUUAGAUAUUGCUCGUGUUUUGCAUCCUUUCAAUUUCUCUCCUCCUAAAGCUUGCGAACGCACCAAUGUUUGCAAUGGAUUGAUAACACCCAUUGUUCGUGAAUGGACUUGUGAGAACUGUUUGGCUGGGACAGCAACACUGCAGAAGUUCUUUAAGCUGGAUCAGACAAUUGCUGAAUCUAUCUCUUUUCUCAAAGGCGAGAGUUUCUGUGGUAAACGUGAGAAGAAGACUGAUGACUGUAAUGGACUUGUUGAGAAACUGAUGCCUUCUCUUCUACCAGGGUUGGCUGGUAUACUCGGAGCUAGGGCUCAGGGGUUCUGUACAGACACUUUCUCAGUCUGCUAAAAUCUAUAAUUAGUCUGCUAAGAUAUGAAUUCUAUCUGCUAAAACCUAUGAUUAGUCUGCUAAGAUAUGAAUUCUAUCUGCUAAAACCUAUGAUUAGUCUGCUAUGAUAUGAAUUCUAUCUGCUAAAAUCUAUGAUUAGUCGUUCUGCUAAGAUAUGAAUUCUAUUUGCUCAAAUCUAUAAUUAGUCUGCUAAGGUAUUAAUUCCACUAAGAUAUGGUUUCUACUGCUAAAAUCUGCAAUUAGCCUGCUAAAAUAUUCUUAUUCUUAUUUUUCAGAACUGCAAUUUUGCUUUUUAGUCAAAAAGAAGUAUAUCUUAGUCAGUAGAUAUAGUAUCAAAUCAUAUAAAUUAUAUAUUCUAAACGUCCAUUUUCAAAUUCUAUU
Molecule: messenger RNA, 1030 nt
Organism: Eurytemora carolleeae
Lineage: Eukaryota; Metazoa; Arthropoda; Copepoda; Calanoida; Temoridae
Exons: 7
Coding region: 95-649 (184 amino acids)
Source: RefSeq, a predicted model, not a curated record